This is a messenger RNA of Miscanthus lutarioriparius, 231 nucleotides long. The record is from the annotation of a GenBank genome assembly. NCBI's taxonomy places the organism in Eukaryota, Viridiplantae, Streptophyta, Magnoliopsida, Poales, Poaceae.
AUGGCUGUAAUAGGUGUGAUACUCGGUGUUCCUGCUACCCAUGCCGCCAUGCCUGUUGCUGUUGUAAUCAGCUCCCUCCAGUUUUGUCCUUCCACCAGAACCACCAGCAGCAAUGUCACUUCAUUCGAGCUCUGCAUGCUUGGUGCUAACUUUGGUAGGAUUCCUCCGAUUGCUGGUUUGAUUAACUUGGGCUUCGUUGAGUUCAGUAAUGUGCAGCGGAGUGAAGAAUGA